Messenger RNA from Lactuca virosa, 779 nucleotides. The record is from the annotation of a GenBank genome assembly. NCBI's taxonomy places the organism in Eukaryota, Viridiplantae, Streptophyta, Magnoliopsida, Asterales, Asteraceae.
CUCCACCGCUUAUCCGUUGCUUGCAUAUACAACCUCCUCACUUUUCAAAGCAAUCCAGGAUACUUGGAACCAUGGGAUCUGUUCCGUUUCAAAAGCUAAUAAGCGCUUUUAAUUUUCAACGUUUGUUGAGACCUGGUCAUGUAACCCAAAACUCAAGCGGAGAAUUAGCAACAAGCAAAAUGAUUCCAAGAAGGCUGGUUUUGCAUAUGAUACCUCUGAAUUUUUGUCUCCAUGCUGAAGCCCUGGAGAUGAAGGAGCCUGAGGUUAUUAGGAGUCAAAAGCUUGAUAGUGGAGUCCGAAUACAAGAUAUCGUUGAUGGUGAAGGGGAAGAGGCUCAUGAAGGGGAUUUUGUUGAAGUCAAUUAUGUUUGUCGUCGGUCAAACGGAUAUUUUGUACACAGCACCGUGGAUCAAUUUAGUGGUGAAACUUCCCCAGUUGUACUUCCUCUGAAUGAAAAAGAGAUUAUAAAGGGUUUGAAGGAAGUGAUAAUUGGAAUGAAGGUUGGAGGGAAGAGAAGGGCAUUGAUACCUCCAAGUCUUGGCUAUGUUAACGAGACAUUGGGACCUAUUCCAGACGAGUUUGGUCCUCGGCGAAGCCUUUUGUCUCAUGUAAAGGAGCCCUUGUUAUUUGAGGUGCAGCUCCUCAAGGUUUUAUGAAUCAAUGUUCAUAUUCAUAGUGAUCGACUUGGAGUUGGAGGGCUAUAUUAAUUUGUUGUUCAUUAUUAGCCGAAUGAAUUGGUGUAUUUUCUUACAUAUAUAUAUUUUAUUUUAUUGGAGUGA